UAGAGCCACACUGCCGAAGCCCGACGGACUCUGUUUGAUCUAAUCAGAUGGAUCUGAUAAGAUGAGCCGUUUCGUUUCGGGGGCGGGCGAUAGGCGACGGGGACAAUUUGGACCUGCGCCCCUCUACCAGAUAAACGUUCUGAUUGCGGAAGCCCUCGGGUUGCGGGGAUCCGAAAGCAGGUGGUAACGAAAUGACCAAGGGAAUCAUAGAGCUGGGGGAGCUGGGAUCAGCUUUUGAGAUCAGGUCGUCCAUUCCCAACCACGGCACACGUAUUCCAGGCAAUCCCCCCAUUUUCGGAUUUGUCACCAGUUUCGGCUUUCCUUGUUCUGCGCUAGGUUCGUUGACCAGUCCCGCUUGCCGGAACCGCCCACCGUGCAUCCGGAUAGCAGCCUUGACCGAAAGAAGGAACGCCGUGGUGGGGGUCCAAGGCGUCUCAGGCCCAGGUUAUUGGGCGCAAGGUGAUGCGGGGUUGUCGCUAAGAAAUGCGCUGACAGCGUGGCGAGCGGGAGGCGGGACGAUCCAUAACCUGGCGGGCCGCAUUCCUUUUUUCCAAUGGCUCCCGCCCGCUUUCGUUUCUCUCCCUUGCGGAUACAACCCCGUUUUGUUGGUUCCACGACAGGAGAAGCGACAGACACGAGCGUCUACAUUGGAUCCAACAGCAGUGUGCGCAACCAACAUGUCGGGUCAAGAACAGCCCGUCAUCGAGUUUGUAUGUUCGCCCGCAUCGCAGAUCCCCUCUGUCUCACAUUCCAUCCAUCGAUCCGCUGCUCACCGCUUCGGCCCAAACCCUUAGGACCCCAACGUUGUGGGCAAUCUUGAAGAUGAUAACGACUCCUCCGCCGACGUGACCAGGUGAGCGAGCCCUCUUGAAUCGUCGCGAUAUGGCGUCGUGAGUUGACAU
This is a messenger RNA of Phialemonium atrogriseum, 902 nucleotides long. RefSeq lists its product as uncharacterized. The transcript has a single exon. Bases 192 to 794 code for a protein of 200 amino acids. Lineage: Eukaryota; Fungi; Ascomycota; Sordariomycetes; Cephalothecales; Cephalothecaceae. The record is from RefSeq and is a predicted model, not a curated record.